GUGUGAUUUGUGUUGUUUUGUAUCCUGUCUCAUUCUUUUCCCAUUAGACGUUUAUUUUUUUCGAAUUUGUCUAAUUAUUUAUAAAUAUAAAUCUAUUUAUAUAUCUAAUUUUUUCAGUGGUAUUCUUCGAAUGAUCUGCUUUAUUCGAUCAAUAAAAUAAGAAUAAAAAAAAAUCACCGCAUUAUAUCAUGAAUUUAGAACUACUCGAAUCAUUUGGUCAAAAUUAUCCAGAGGAGUUCGAUGGCACACUAGAUUCAAUAUCGUUAGCGGCAACUUGUUCCUUCAACCGUCGCGGUACACUGCUGGCAGUGGGUUGUAACGAUGGCAGAAUCUUCAUUUGGGACUUUCUGACCCGCGGCAUAGCUAAAUCAAUAUCGGCACAUGUAUAUCCAGUGUGCAGUUUGAGUUGGUCAAGGAAUUGUAAAAAGCUCCUGUCAGCAUCAACAGAUCACAAUGUGUGCAUAUGGGACGUACUGUCCGGAGAGUGUGAGCAGAGAUACAGGUUCCCAACACCAAUACAAAGGGUACAGUUUGAUCCUCGCAAAGAUAAAAAGUUUCUUGUGUGCCCGGUCCGACACGCAGCUCUACUGGUCGAUACAGACGGAGACCACAAAAUAUUACCAAUAGAUGAAGAUGGCGAUAUUAAUGUCAUAGCAUCUUUUGAUCGCAGAGGGGACCAUGUGUACACGGGCAAUGCGAAAGGCAAGAUACUGAUUCUAGACACUCAGACAUUAGCCAUAAAAGCUAGUUUCAAAAUAACCGUCGGUACCUCGAGCACUACUAGUAUCAAGAGCAUAGAAUUUGCAAGGAGAGGAGAUUGUUUUCUAGUAAACACUGCUGAUAGAGUUAUUCGAGUAUACGACACUAAAACCGUACUCAAAUGUGGCAUAAAUGGAGAUCCUGAACCAAUACAGAAGCUACAAGACCUUGUAAACAAAACGACGUGGAAGAAGUGCUGCUUCUCGGGCGACGGGGAGUACAUCUGCGCGGGCUCGGCGCGGCAGCACGCGCUCUAUAUCUGGGAGAAGUCCAUCGGGAACAUCGUCAAGAUCCUGCACGGCACCAAGGGCGAGCUGCUGCUGGACGUCGUCUGGCACCCCAUCAGGCCCAUCAUUGCCAGCAUCAGCGCCGGGGUGGUGUCCAUAUGGGCCCAAAACCAGGUGGAGAACUGGUCAGCGUUCGCGCCCGACUUCAAGGAGCUGGAUGAGAACGUGGAGUACGAGGAGCGCGAGAGCGAGUUCGACGUGGAGGACGAGGACCGCUCCGUGGACCUCGCCGCCGACAGCCACCACGACGAGGAGGUCGAGGUGGACGUGACCACGUGUGAAGCGGUGGCAGCGUUUUGCAGCUCCGACGAAGAGGGCGAAGACGAGAAUGUACUGUCCUUCCUGCCGAUUGCGCCCGAAAUCGAGGAUCCUGAGGACGGUUGGGCGGCCACGCAGGAGACGGUGACGCCGACCGAAACCCCCGAGAAGAUGGAGCCGGCCGCCAAGAGGCCCAAGUGCAAGACCUACGACAUAUCGCUGAAGAUACCGCCACCUGAGCAACCAUUAUCGUUCGGUGGGAAGAACAAACAGCCGGCUGGCAGCAAGAAGGUCGCCGGGAGACCUCGCAAAUAAAUCAAUGUGUUUUAAUAA
Molecule: messenger RNA, 1637 nt
Organism: Galleria mellonella (greater wax moth)
Lineage: Eukaryota; Metazoa; Arthropoda; Insecta; Lepidoptera; Pyralidae
Gene: Rbbp5
Product: retinoblastoma-binding protein 5 homolog
Exons: 11
Coding region: 189-1619 (476 amino acids)
Cellular component (GO): Set1C/COMPASS complex
Molecular function (GO): protein binding
Source: RefSeq, a predicted model, not a curated record